This is a messenger RNA of Batrachochytrium dendrobatidis JAM81, 625 nucleotides long. RefSeq lists its product as uncharacterized. The coding region runs from base 1 to 456 and encodes 151 amino acids. The transcript has 4 exons. NCBI's taxonomy places the organism in Eukaryota, Fungi, Chytridiomycota, Chytridiomycetes, Rhizophydiales. Gene Ontology annotation, biological process: vesicle-mediated transport. Gene Ontology annotation, cellular component: membrane. The record is from RefSeq and is a predicted model, not a curated record.
AUGACUUUUGUUGAUGACCUCAAGAGUGGCAAAUGCGCCAUCUAUGGACAGUUUACUGCUAUACUGACCUUUCUCUUCCUUGUGAUUUUUGGCUUCUUCAACUUGGUCUCAUCACUCAUCAUCUUUUCUAUUCUUGGAUGGGUCUUUGCUGGCAUUGUUUUCCUUGUUGAAAUGCCUUUUUGUGCAAAGUGUUGUGCAAAUGAUAAUCUUAAACGAGUCUCGGACUUUUUUCAGGCCAAUCAGUUCAAGGCAUGUCUGUAUUUAGUUUUUAGUAUCGUUCUUUGGUGCUCUAUUCGUGUACAGGCAUCCACUAUUCUUGUUUCCGCUACGUUCAUGACGUUUACCACUGCCUUUUACGCCAUUGCUGCGUUGAGGCACGAAGAUCCUGCCAAGAGUUCAGUCAAUGGUACCAAUUUGGCUGUCCAAGCCACCUCCACCUUUGGUGGACGAGUUUAAUUUAUAUAGUUUCAAAUUCGGCUCAGCAAUGGAACAGUUUUUGCUUUUAUCCCUGUCUACCCUUUUAUUGCUGCUACAAAGCAGCCAUAUCUUUCUAAAUACAAAAUCAGCCUGGUUGAAAAAGUCUUGAAUUUGCAUCGUAUCUUGCCAAUAUAAUCUCAAUAAACAA